Molecule: messenger RNA, 1079 nt
Organism: Malurus melanocephalus (red-backed fairy wren)
Lineage: Eukaryota; Metazoa; Chordata; Aves; Passeriformes; Maluridae
Gene: POLD4
Product: DNA polymerase delta 4, accessory subunit
Exons: 3
Coding region: 152-529 (125 amino acids)
Biological process (GO): DNA-templated DNA replication; DNA synthesis involved in DNA repair
Cellular component (GO): delta DNA polymerase complex
Molecular function (GO): DNA-directed DNA polymerase activity
Source: RefSeq, a predicted model, not a curated record
GACAGCGGGAGCGGCCGACGGUGCCCGUGGCCGGUUCCCCAGUCCGGCCCCGCCGCUUCCGCCCGGCCACGGRCAGGGGCGGGUCCCUGCGGGUUCCCGGUAGCGGCGGGUCCCGCCCGGUUCCCGGUAGCGCUGUGSCCGUGCCAGCUCCAUGUCGCGCAGGGCCAUGGAACAAGCCCGGCGCAUCACCGACUCCUUCCCGCGGCGGCGGCGGCGGGGCCCGGGGCGGCCCCCGGGCAGGCUCAAGGACAAGAAGGACAAGAAGGACAAGGACAAGGUGCAGGUGAACGUGCGGGACUGUCCCCACCCUCCCUCGCAGGCCGCUCCGGACCCGGCGCUCCUGGAGAUGCUGCGGCGCUUCGACCUCUCCUGGGAAUUCGGACCCUGCACCGGGAUCACCCGCCUUCAGCGCUGGGAGCGGGCACAAGAGUUGGGGCUGAGCCCCCCCGGCUCCAUCCGUGACGCCCUCCUGGAGCACCGGGACAACCCUGAUGUCACCUACAGCCUCUGGCAUGAGUACGAGCUCUGAUCCYCUGAGCCGCCGCGCCGAGGGAAUGGGGUGGGACCGUUCCCGACACCCCCAGACCCCAUUCCAGGGACACCGGGCGGAUUAAAGCUGGUGUGAGCGAAGGAAGGGGUGCUGUGUGCUCUCUGGGGAGGGCGGGGGGCACGGGAUGGCUCCAAAAAAAGAGCCACGCAGGGUGUCCAGUCACAGAGUUUAAUGCCACCCAACUGGGACGCAGGGUGAAAAAUCAAUUCUUGGGUGGAGAAAAGGAGAUGGGAUUUCCCCCCCCAGAAAUGGGGGGGAGAAAAAUUGAGGAUCACAUAUAAAAUCAGGUGAAAGUGAGCAUGGGGGGAUGAGGGAUAUGGCUGUGGUUUGUGGUGAUGUUGUGGGGUGGGAAGGGUGAGUGUCCUGUGGGAUUUGUAUAUUUAAUAGCCUUAAUUAGCACCUUUGCUGUGUGCAGAGUCAUAAAUAACAGGAUGUGUCUGUUAAUUAUUCAGGUUAAUGAUGUCUUCAUUCACCAGCUUUUUCUGUUGCUUCAUCAAUAAAAUCAAUCGUUUCUAUCCCAAGGCUGCAA